Messenger RNA from Cladophialophora yegresii CBS 114405, 303 nucleotides. RefSeq lists its product as uncharacterized. The record is from RefSeq and is a predicted model, not a curated record. The transcript has a single exon. Bases 1 to 303 code for a protein of 100 amino acids. NCBI's taxonomy places the organism in Eukaryota, Fungi, Ascomycota, Eurotiomycetes, Chaetothyriales, Herpotrichiellaceae.
AUGGACGACGACACAACGCCAGACCUGACCAAAACCAAGGACUCCAUCGUCCUCGGCAAAGGCGACGUUGUCAUACCGAUUAAUAACAAUCCCAAAAUCAGCUCCCUCCGCUUGCGGGACGUGUUUUACUACAAGACGGACAAGGCCAGGAACAUUAUCAACCUGACGCUAUUGCAAAAGGAUUAUCCGAAGCUGAUGCUCGGGAAGAUGAAGCUGGAUAAAUUCCAUGGGACGGGGAUCGUGCAUGCUGAUGAUCCCACGCGGGUGGUUUUGGAGGUUGACGAGUUUGAUGAGCAAAGAUGA